Molecule: messenger RNA, 1865 nt
Organism: Durusdinium trenchii
Lineage: Eukaryota; Dinophyceae; Suessiales; Symbiodiniaceae
Source: the annotation of a GenBank genome assembly
AAAUAAAUAGUCCUUUGCAGUGAAAGAAGUGAAGGCCUCAUGGCGGCCUUGGCAAGACAUGCCACUCUUGCCCGGCCUCUCAUACAUAGCUGGAGAACUGCCAAAGCAGUUGCAGUUCCGCGCGUUGCUCAAGCUCCACGGAAUUUCUGGGGGUGGGCAGGAGCACUCACUGUCUGUUUGGCACUGGCAGCAAAGCCUGAGAGGAGGACUCACUGUCAGGUGGCCCAAGCUGCACAAAACUCAUCGUCAUGUGUUCGUUUGAUAUCUCGAGAAGCUGGACAAGAGCAGGGAAAGCCAGCAAAGCAGGUCAAGCAAGUUGUGGUGCUCAUCCAUGGCCUGGACUCUUGGUCAGGCACCUGGGAGAGCCUCAUGGAAGAUCUGGCGAAACGCGGCCUGCACACGCUGGCUGUUGACUUGCGAGGUCAUGGGGAAUCACCACUGGGAAAAGCCGAUGACUUCUCGCCGGAGCAGCUUGCAGCAGACGUCAGAUCCACCCUCCAGGCCGCAGGGCUGCUCGACGUCUCUGGGUGCGUCGCCCUGGUGGGACACAGCAUGGGUGGGCGCAUUGCCAUGCAGUACGCAGCAGACUAUCCACAGGAUUUGAGCUUGCUGGUGAUUGAGGAUAUGGAUUGCGUGCCUCGAUCAUAUCCAUCCCUUGAGGGGCAGAAGCUGCAGAAUUGCAAGAACUUCUCAAGAGAAUUUAAAUCUUGGGAGCAGGCUCGAGAGACCUUGAUCUCUUUUGGCUACGACCCAGAGAGGGUGGAUGGCUGGUAUGCAAGCUCACCUCCAAGAGUAUACAAGAAGAAUGGAGCAGUUUGGAGCUGCAUCAAUCCUUUUGCGCAGUAUUUGGCCAAGCAGACUGUUCUGAACUCAUCGCAAGGUCAGAGGAGCUUGCAACAGAUUGCAGCCUUGAAGGUCUCCGGAAUUGCUGACUAUCCUGUGCAUGUUUGCGUUGCAGGUCCGGAAGGCACUGUUUGCUCCUGGGAUGCGCCGGGUGGGCUUCGAGACAUGGAAUCAGUUCUACCUUCGCUACGUGUGCAUGAGUUCAGUGGGGGCCAUUCGAUCCACAACACGGACAGACCUGGUCGCUUUGGCGCUCGAUGAAUGCUUCUGUCGAUCUCCACUGUCAAUCUUCCACAAUUAUUUUGUUUAUGGUUUUGCCCAGGCCUAGUGAUGUGUGAGUCCUUCCCACACAUUUUUUGAUGGGUUUGAUCUGGCAUUUGCGUGUACUUCUGGUAAACCUUUGUCCCACAACAAUUUGGAAGGACAGCGCUCACUAGCUGGAACUCAUUGUUGACAAGAUCUGGGGAGACAAAGACACAAGGAACAAGCGGUCUAAAAUCAGUCCACAGGUUGAGAAACAAAGACAGGAGACAAAGAAGGCAAGAAACAAUGAUGAGGAUGAGGCAAUGACAAACUUCAAAGAGCGCAAAACCACACAUCCUUUUCUUGAAUCGUCAGCAAGUCAUGUGCGCACGCACAAUGCAAUCAAAGCGCAUCACAACCUGUAAGACGUGCAAACUAUUUUGUAAGUGACCUUGCUAUCGACAAAAUUUGCAAUGCAUCAUUGUGUUUCUCUCGUCAAUGUGGGUUGCUUCUAGAAUCCUGCAUACUUCAGUACACGGUUCACAUGGCCCUGUUCAGGAGUUGCAGAGAUUUGCCAACUUUCUGGAAGCGUUGCUAUUGGAGUGCAGAAAUUGAUUAAAAGCAGCGGCGGAGCUUUGCAAAAGUAAUUUGAGCAGGAAACCUCCGGUACCAUGUAUUUGUUCAAGACCGCAAUUGGAGUAAGCCCAUUAAGUCUUCAUGAUCAUUGAAGAUCCAUGAGAACCAUACUUGCUAUGGCCUCCACCCUAAUAGCGAUGGCC